CGAAGACCCAAUGCAAAAAAAAAGAAAACAGUUCCCUCAUUUCCCCCUACGCAGACUAGAAAUUCUAAUGGGGGGAUAAGGAAGGGAAUUUCAGAGUCAGAGUGGAGGAAGACCAACAAGCUCCAGUUGCUUCAGUUUUGCCUGGGAAGCAGGAGAUCACAACCCUGCAUCCCCUGUGCCUCCUCUCCACCCCAAGAGUGCUUUGACAGAUCUUCAAAUCCCAGCUGAGUUGGAUGUGUAUUUUGUACCUUGUUAAUUUAGAAUGACCCACUCAUCCCCGUUUGCCCAGAACUUUCCUGGUUUUAGCACUCAAAUACCCAUGUCCAGAAAACUCAUCUCAGGUCCCAGACAAACCAUUGAUGGUUGGUCACCCUAGCUGUGAUGUUCAUGCCAUUGUUUCUAAGCCUGAGGUUGCCAUCUCAUUUUAGAGUCACUUCUCUCAUGUGAGCACAUAGCAGGCACUUGAUAAAUGAGUCUGUGGAUGGACACAAAUGAACCUCAGUUGUAGGCAGCUGCAGAUUCCUGGCCUGGAGUACAGGAGACCUGUGUUCUGGUCCUGGCGCUGCCAGGUUUGCAGCGGUGUGAUCCUAGGAAAGUGAUUUCUCACUCUAGGUAUGUUUCCUCCACUGCAAAAUAGGGGAACUUUAGUCAUUUCUGCCUCUGCUGUGAUACUGCUCUCCCUGUACAUGGGAUUAUGUUCUGAUGUCACUUCCACUCAGCUUUCUCUCUCUCUCUCGCCCCUUGCUUUUUACCCCCUUCAAAUAUAUAUAUAUAUAUAUUUAGUAGAUCAAUAAUUUAUGUAAGGGCAGGUUGGUAAUGGAAUUGCUGAUGGGCCAGGUUUAUGCAGAGUGCUUCUGUGAGAGCAAUAGAGUUUGGACCUUGAACCAAGCAGCUGUGGCUGGGAGUUGGAGAGUCAAGUCUCUAACUUCAGCUAAGUGUUUGUAAUGACCUAAUUUGCUCUUUGUGCAUGCCUGGGAGGGAGGAUGGUGGGCAUAGGGAGCCUGCUGUUUAGGAAUUUUCCUGGGUGGAUGAGGGGGUACCCUGGGAAAUAGGAUUUUAAAGCUUCUUGUCCACUGGAGGGAGUUAUUUCCGGCUGAGAUAGUGCCCAGGAAAGAGCAUCCCAGGGUCUUAUUCGGUAUUCUAGCACAGAAGAAGGAAUAAAAUGAGAAAUACCAGGACUUGGGCUGGAACCUGUGGCCAACUUAGGGUCAGGAAGCUGCAUUUUCCUGUUCCUGGUUCUGCCAUGUGCCAUCUGUGGAACUAGGGGCACAUUGUGUAACCUCUCUGAGCCUCGGUGUUGGUCUCUAAUUUUCCUUUUUAAUGGAGUGAGUCUGCACUGCCUACCUCACAGGGUGGUGUGAUUCAAUGAGGUGACACAGGUGGGAGUUCACUGAAUGAAUGAAAUGUCAGUUGUUAACACUAACUUUAAUCUUUGGACCUGUGUGAUGGGGUCUGAUUCAUGGGGGGAGGGAAGUGGAGAGAAAUUUGGGGAUUUUGUCUGCUUAGUUCUUCCAAUAAUGUCAUCAGUACCCCCUGGCUCCGAACAAGAUAGGAAGGGUAGGUUUGAGGGAGGUACUACUUCUUUGGUUAGAAGACACCCCAGCCUAACUUCCUCUUUGACAAUAUUCCUGACUUUUGGAAAAAGCUUCUCCUUGGCUAUAAAGUCUGCUCCUUCUGCCCUCACUUCCAAAUUUUGGGGGCAAUGGAGCAAGAACUCUGCUUGAACCCCUUAGCUAAGGCCAGCCAGAUACCCCUUCUUACCUAGAGGGGGCUUUCUCAUGCGACUGAGUGUCUCCCUCUGGGGCUGCAGGCCUGUGAAGGGUUAAGCGAGCCACACCCUCAGCAGGAACAGCCUCGGACUUUGUGCUGAGCAGCCAUCUCAGGGCUCGCCUGGCCUGACUGGCACAGGGAGCCCUGGCUGGAGGAGGCUGCACAGAGGAAGGUCAGAAUCGUGGACACUGGGAAGAAGAGGGUCGAAUAUCUCCUGUCUUCUGUGACACCAUGGACAGCUCCCAUUGACGAGGGCACCUCUCCAGCCUUGGGGCCUGGGACUCCUAUGCCCCCUUCCUGUCGAAUUGGGAUUUCAUCCACCAGUCUCCAAGAGACACUGAAGUUACACCCUAGUUCCAGUACUGGUUACUGGCCUCUAAAGCUGAGCAGACAUCAACAAACUGAUCCCAGGAUCAGUUGCUCCUCUGGACAUGACUCUCCUGGAAGGGUCCAUUGGGGUGGAAGACCUUGUGCUCCUGGAACCCCUGGAGCAGGAGUCUCUGAUCAAGAACCUCCAGCUGCGCUAUGAGAACAGGGAGAUUUAUACCUACAUUGGGAACGUGUUGGUCUCAGUGAAUCCCUACCAACAGCUGCCCAUCUAUGGCCCAGAGUUCAUUGCCAGAUACAGGGACUAUACCUUCUACGAGCUGAAGCCCCAUGUCUAUGCACUGGCAAAUGAGGCGUACCAGUCACUGAGGGACCAGGACCAAGACCAGUGUAUCCUCAUCACGGGCGAGAGUGGAGCUGGCAAGACAGAGGCUAGUAAGCUAGUGAUGACUUACGUGGCGGCUGUCUGUGGGGAAGGGGAACGGGUGAACUCUGUGAAGGAACAACUGCUUCAGUCAAAUCCAGUGCUGGAGGCUUUUGGCAAUGCCAAGACCAUUCGCAACAACAACUCCUCUCGAUUUGGAAAAUACAUGGAUGUUGAGUUUGACUUCAAGGGAUCCCCCCUUGGUGGCGUCAUCACAAACUAUCUGCUUGAGAAAUCCCGCGUGGUGAAGCACCUUGAAGGAGAAAGGAACUUCCACAUCUUCUAUCAGCUACUGGCUGGAGCAGAUCCACAGCUGCUGAAGGCCCUGAAGCUUGAGCGGGACACAAAUGGCUAUGCCUACCUGAACCCGGGGGCAUCCAGGGUGGAUGGCAUGGACGACACUGCCAACUUCAAGGCCCUCCAGAGUGCGAUGACUGUGAUUGGGUUCUCCAAGGAGGAGAUUCGGCAGGUGCUAGAGGUGGUGGCCCUGGUGUUGAAGCUGGGGAAUGUGGAACUGGCAGACGAGUUCCAGGCCAAUGGGGUACCAGCAAGUGGCAUCCGUGAUGGGAGAGGUAUUCAAGAGAUUGGGGAAAUGGUGGGUUUGAAUUCAGUGGAACUAGAGAGAGCUUUGUGCUCAAGGACCAUGGAAACGGCCAAAGAAAAAGUGGUCACUGCACUGAAUGUCGUCCAGGCUCAGUACGCUCGGGAUGCUCUGGCUAAGAACGUCUACAGCCGCCUUUUCACCUGGCUGGUGAAUCGAAUCAAUGCGAGUAUCCAGGUGGGCACGGGGGAGAAAAGGAAGGUCAUGGGGGUCCUGGAUAUCUAUGGCUUUGAAAUAUUAGAGGAUAAUAGCUUUGAGCAAUUUGUGAUCAACUACUGCAAUGAGAAGCUACAGCAGGUGUUCAUAGAGAUAACGCUGAAAGAGGAGCAAGAGGAAUAUAAGAGAGAGGGCAUACCGUGGGUGAAGGUGGACUACUUUGAUAAUGGCAUUAUCUGUAACCUCAUUGAGCAUAAUCAACGAGGCAUCCUGGCCAUGCUGGACGAGGAGUGCCUGCGGCCUGGGGUGGUCAGUGACUCCACCUUCCUAGCAAAGCUGAACCAGGUCUUCUCCAAGCAUGGCCACUAUGAGAGCAAAGUCACCCAGAACGCCCAGCACCAGUAUGACCACAGCAUGGGCCUCAGCUGCUUCCGCAUCUGCCACUAUGCGGGCAAGGUGACCUACAACGUGAACAGCUUCAUCGACAAGAAUAACGACCUACUCUUCCGGGACUUGUCCCAGGCCAUGUGGAAGGCCCAGCACCCCCUCCUUCGGUCCUUGUUUCCUGAGGGUGAUCCAAAGCAGGCGUCUCUCAAACGCCCCCCAACUGCUGGGGUCCAGUUCAAGGGUUCUGUGGCCAUUCUCAUGAAGAACCUGUAUUCCAAGAAACCCAACUACAUCAGGUGUAUAAAGCCCAAUGAGCAUCAGAAGCGAGGUGAGUUCUCCUCGGAGCUGGUGGCCGUCCAGUCUCGGUACCUGGGGCUGCUGGAGAAUGUGCGGGUGCGACGAGCAGGCUAUGCCUACCGCCAGGCCUACGGGUCCUUCCUGGAAAGGUACCGAUUGCUGAGCCGGAGCACUUGGCCUCACUGGGACGGUGGAGACCGGGAGGGGGUCGAGAAGGUCCUGGGGGAGCUGAGUGUGUCCUCAGAGGAGAUGGCCUUUGGGAAGACAAAGAUCUUCAUCAGAAGCCCCAAGACUCUUUUCUACCUGGAAGAUAAGAGGCGCCUACGAAUCCACGAGCUGGCCACACUCAUACAGAAGAUGUACCGAGGCUGGCGCUGCCGCAUCCACUACCAACUGAUGCGCAAGAGUCAGAUCCUCAUUUCCUCUUGGUUUCGGGGCAACAUGCAAAAGAAACGCUAUGCGAAGAUGAAGGCAUCAGCAUUGUUGAUCCAGGCUUUUGUGAGAGGUUGGAAGGCUCGCAAGAAUUAUCGGAAGUACUUCCGGUCAGGGGCUGCCCUCACCUUGUCAAAUUUCAUCUACAAGAGCAUAGCACGGAAAUUCCUCCUGGGGCUGAAGAACGAUUUGCCUACCAAUGUCUUGGACAAAAGGUGGCCAGCUGCCCCUUACAAGUACUUCAACACAGCUAACCACGAGCUUCAGAAGCUCUUCUACCAGUGGAAGUGCAAGAAAUUCCGGGAUCAGCUGUCCCCAAAGCAGGUAGAGGUCCUAAGGGAGAAGCUCUGUGCCAGCGAACUGUUCAAGGGCAAGAAGGCUUCAUACCCCCAGAGUGUCCCUAUUCCAUUCCACGGUGACUACAUUGGGCUGCAAGGAAACCCCAAGCUACAGAAGCUGAAGGGCAGGGAGGAAGGGCCUGUUCUGGUGGCUGAGACUGUGAUGAAGGUCAACCGUGGCAAUGGCAAGACUUCCUCUCGAAUUCUCCUUCUGACCAAGGGGCAUGUGAUUAUCUCAGACACCAAGAAUUCCCAGGCCAAGAUUGUCAUCGCACUAAACAGUGUGGCCGGGGUGUCAGUCACCAGCUUCAAGGAUGGGCUUUUUAGCAUGCAUCUGAGUGAGAUAUCAUCAGUGGGCUCCAAGGGGGACUUCCUGCUGGUCAGCGAGCAUGUGAUUGAACUGCUGACCAAAAUGUACCGGACUGUGCUGGAUGCCACACAGAGGCAGCUUCCAGUCACCGUGACUGAGGAGUUCUCAGUGAGGUUCAAGGAGAGCAGCUUGGCUGUCAGGGUCAUCCAGGGCCCUGGGGGUGGUGGGAAUGGCAAGCUGAGCUGCAAGAAGAAGGGGAGUCGUUGCCUGGAGGUGACUGUGCAGUGAGGAGGUGCAGCAGUUUCUUCUUCCUGGACCAGCACCAGCCCUACUCCCACCCACCCACCUUCGUGGGAGGCUCCCGUGCCUGAGCCCUCUGAUGGGAGGUGGGGCUCAGAGAGUGCAGAACCCUUGAAGAGGACCUUGCUUCUCCCAAUCCUUUCCAGUCCUCUCUCCAAACUUAGCUUCCUCCCGCCCUCAGCCUCUUUGCCCACUAAUAAAACAAGAGGCUUUGCAAA
Molecule: messenger RNA, 5560 nt
Organism: Delphinapterus leucas (beluga whale)
Lineage: Eukaryota; Metazoa; Chordata; Mammalia; Artiodactyla; Monodontidae
Source: RefSeq, a predicted model, not a curated record